Molecule: messenger RNA, 4682 nt
Organism: Lactuca sativa (garden lettuce)
Lineage: Eukaryota; Viridiplantae; Streptophyta; Magnoliopsida; Asterales; Asteraceae
Product: protein WEAK CHLOROPLAST MOVEMENT UNDER BLUE LIGHT-like 1
Biological process (GO): chloroplast avoidance movement; chloroplast accumulation movement
Cellular component (GO): cytosol
Source: RefSeq, a predicted model, not a curated record
UAGGCCGUGCAUAGGGGUCGUUUUCCCGAAUCCAUCUAAAUUUAGAGGAGAAACAAUGGCAGCUGCAAAUCUUUCGCCAUCUAAAAUCACAGAAAUUAUUCAUCUAAAAAUAGACAAAAAAGUAUGAAACUCUACGAAAAACAGCCCUGCCUCUCAGAUUCUGUUGUGGUGAACAAAAUUACACGAUUUUAUUCAAUCCUGUUCGUCAUUCGGAAAUGGAUUUCAUAUGAAUCUUCAUUCAGAAAUAGGAAUAGAGAAUUGAGAUUUGUUAAUCGAUAGGUAAUUACUUGUUGUUUUUGUUUCAGAUUACAUGCUAGCUUUGAUCGUCAAUGUGAUUUGGAUUUUGUGUUUACAGUGGAUUUGGCGCUAUAACUGUUGAUUUGUUGGAUUUAUCCGAGUUUUCAGGAAAAAAAAAAAAAAAAAACAAUCCCGAGGGACAUUGUAAUAAGCUUCUGGAUUUAACUCCGGGGAUUUUCAGGUAUCCUAUAUACAUGUGAUGUUAUUGUUAGUUUGAUGAUUUUAGGUUUAAUUGGCAAACGAUGAAAAUUCGGUUGUUUGAUGAUGAUGAGGGAAAAUUGAAGCCUGGAAGUAAUCGAUUUGAUUAUUGGUUUUAUUUAGGGAUUAUGCUUUUGUAUUUUGGUUAAGUCAACUUCAUCAAUUUGCUUGUUUGGCCUAAUUCUGAUAUGAAAACUUGGGGAUGGUGUUAAAUGUCAAUUUCUGUGAUUAACGAAUUACAGAUACCCGGGUGACUCUGCUUCUUGAUCUUUUCUGGAAUGGAUGAAGAGAGAGCUCGGGAAGAUUAUCAAUUUGGUUCUGUUGAUAAGCGUCUCCAAGAAAUCGCCGAUCAAUCCUCUUCUGGUGAGGAUACAUUCCUCAGUCCAGAUUCAUCUUCAGGACGUAUGAAGGCUGAAUAUAUUGAACAUCUUAAUGACGUUUCUCCAGGAAACAGUUAUGCUUCAUCUCCAAAAGCAAUCAAUUAUGGUUCAUCUCCUCCAAAAGCAAACAAUUAUGCUUCAUCCCCUCCAAAAGCAAACAAUUAUGGUUCAUCAUCUCCAAAAGGAGGAGACGUUUAUGGUUCAUCUUUAAAAGCAAACAAUUAUGGUUCAUCAUCUCCAAAACCAAACCAUCAUGCUUCAUCUCCAAAAGGAAACAAUUAUGCUUCUUCAUCUUCAAAAGCAAACAAUUAUGGUUCAUCUCCAAAAGGGAACAAUCAUGGAUCAUCUCCAAAAGCAAACAAAGGUGGUCCUGGUUCGUCUCCAAAAGCAAACAAGGAUGGUUCAAAUAAACCGCUUGAUCAACCUGAUUCAAAAGCUGGUCAAGUUGCUGCUCAUAUCGAUAGGGAGAAGCCCUUUGAAUCCGUUAAAGAAGCCGUUUCCAUGUUCGGUGUGAUUGUUGAUUGGAAAGCUCACAGAGCUCAGACAAACGAGAGACGGAUAUACAUCGAACAAGAACUGGAAAAGGCGCGUCAGGAAAUUCCGGCGUUCAAGAAAAAAUCUGAGGAAGCCGAAAAGGCAAAAUAUCAAGCAUUAAGAGAACUCGAUUGCACAAAAAGGCUGAUAGAAGAACUGAAAUUAAACCUAGAAAGAGCACAAACGGAAGAACGUCAAGCAAAACAAGAUUCCGAACUCGCCCAACUCCGAGUCACAGAAAUGGAACAAGGAUACACCGACGAGUCAUGCGUCGCCGCCAAGACCCAACUCGAAGUCGCCAAAGCCCGCCACCAAGCCGCCGCUGCAGACCUCAUAAAAGCCAGAAAUGACUUGUCAGAAAUCCGUAGAGACUUCGCCGUUUUGAUAACGGAACGAGACGCCGCCAUUCAGAGAGCUCAGGAAUCAGUGUCGGCGGCUAAAGAAGCCGAGAGAUCCGUAGAGGAUUUAACGAUUCAACUCAUAACAACAAAAGAAGCAAUCGAAUCCACACACGCUUCACAUUUAGAAGCCGAAGAACACAGAUACGCAGAAGCCAUAUUACAUGACCAAGACGCCUUAAAUUGGGACAAAGAAUUCAAACGCUCAGAAGAAGAAUUAGAAAAAGUCCAACAACAAAUUGUAUUAGCCAAAGAUCUCAAAACAAAACUCGAAAGCUCUUCAGUUUUACUGUAUAAGUUAAAAGAACAGUUAGCGGUUUACAUGCAAGGGAAUAAUUCCCUGGGGGAAUUAAAUUCCGAUUCCAAUUCCAAUUCCAAUUCCGAUUCCAGUUUCACCCGUAUCGAUAUCCAAUCCGGUAUAGCACUAGCCAAAAAGAACCUCGAAGAAGUCAACCAAAACAUCGAGAAAACGAAAGAAGAAAUCAUGGAUUUGAAAAAUGCCACUGAUUCAUUAACCGCAGAACUAGAAACCGAAAAGGCGACUUUAACGCAAGUCCGGAAGCAAAAAGGGUUAGGGGCAGGGGCAGUUUCGUCUUUAGAAUCCGAAUUAAAACGAACAAGAACAGAACUCGAAGAAAUUCGAAAAAAGGAAAAAGAAACCCAGGAAAAGCUGACCGAACUCCCAAAACAACUCAAAAAGGUGACCGAAGACGCCGAACGCGCCAAAUCGCUGACCGAAGGUGCUCGGAGGGUUUUGAAAAAAGCAAAAGAAUCCACCGACCAAACGAAAUCGGAAGCAAACACGAUGUCAACAAAGCUCGCCGCUGCCCAAAAGGAAAUCGAAGCUGCCCGAGCUGCGGAGAAGUUAGCGUUAGGCGCGAUUAGCGCGCUUCAAGAAAGCGAAUCUUCCCGCGCGCUUAAAUUUGAUGACCAAAAAGACGGUGUGACAAUUACAUUAGAAGAAUAUUAUAGUUUAAGUAAAAAAGGACACGAUGCGGAAGAGGCAGCGGAUAAACGGGUGGCGGAUGCCAUGGCACAGAUUGAGGAAGCUAAGGAUUCCGAAAUGCAAAGUUUGAAUAAACUCACGCAAUUGAAUUCGGAAUUGGCGUCCCGGAAAGAGGCUUUGAAUGUGGCUUUGGAGAAGGCGGAAUUGGCCAAGGAAUCAAAGUUGAAUAUUGAAGAGGAGCUUAAGAAACGAAAGGGAGAAACCGAACAAAAAGCAAAAAAGGAGACAAGUCAUGGCGGUUUUUUUCGCGGGUCGAAAGACAAAGACAAAGACAAGGACAAGGACAAGGACAAAGAGAACGGGAAUCCGGAUCCCAAUUCUACUGCCGGUUCGACUUCCAAUUUGAAUUUGAAGUUGAAUGUUAAUAUUGCUUCCUCUCUUAAAUCGCGGUUUGGGGCAAAGAGAGGGGAAAAUAAGGAUAAUAAAAGUAAAGAUAGUAAAAGUAAGGAAAGUACAUCAGCAACAACAACAACACCAGCAGACUCCAACUCCACCUCCACCGCCACCGCCACUGCCACCACAACCUCCACCACCACCUCUAGCUCCAUCAACCUAUUCAAAUGGGGUAAGGCAGAAAGGGAAAAAAGAAAAGAAAACAAGGAGAAUAAGGAUAACAAGGACAACAAGGAAAAUGCUGAAAGUACAACAGCAACAGACUCCAAUACCAAUACCAAUACCAACACAAACUCUAACUCCAGCUCCAUGAACCCAUUCAAGUGGGGUAAAGGAGAAAAUAAGGAAAAUAAAAGCAAGGAAAACAAAGAGGGUAAAGAAGGUACAGAAGGUACAGCAGCAGCAACAACAACAGAAUCCAAUUCCAACUCCAACUCCAUGAACCCAUUCAAAUGGGGUAAAGGGGAAAGUAAGGAAAAUAAAAACAAAGAAAGCAAAGAGGGUAAGGAAGGCAAGGAAGGUGCGGAAAGCACAUCAACAACAGCAACAACGGAAUCCAAUUCCAACUCCAACUCCAUGAACCCAUUCAAAUGGGGCAAGGGGGAAAGUAAGGAAAAUAAAAACAAAGAGAGUAAGGAGGGGAAGGAAGGUGCCGAAAGUACAUCAACAACCACCACGGAAUCCAAUUCCAACUCCAUGAACCCAUUCAAAUGGGGUAAGGGGGAAAAUAAAAGCAAGGGAAGUAAGGAAAACAAGGAAAGUAAGGAAGCCAAAGAAGGUACGGAAAGCAUAAGUGAGUCAGGUGGUGACGCGUCACCCGAUGGUCCAGGUUCAAAGAAGAAGAAAAAGGCGGCUAUGCCCAAAUUUUUUAUGUUUAUGGGGAAUAAUAAGAAUCCUAAAAAUCUACCGCAAAAGAAUUCCUAAGUCUUUGAAGUGGAGAGUUAGUUUGUUCAUUUUUAGAAAGUGUAAUGUAAAUGACUUACCUUUGUCCAUCAUGUUUGUAUCAUAACGUUCGUUAUAUUUGCUAGUUCUAAAUGAUUUGAAGAUACAUCACCAAAAGUAGUAGGAGGAUAUUUUACAAGUUCAAUUGGAUUAUAUUUGUCAACGAGCUAUGAGGUGACAUGGUGGGAUUUGAUAUAAAACCACUAACCAUUAUCAAAGACAUUUUGAAGCUCCAAAUUCAGAACUAUUUUAUAUCAUUGAUAACCAUUACAUUGUAUUUUGGUAACUUGUGAUAUGAUUAUGGUCUAAAAGGUAGGAGGGUGCAAUAAGUAAGUGUCUACAUAUGCUGAAAGGCCAAAAGGACCAAAAUAGAUUACAGCUACAGCUUUUGAGGACAAACUAGAAGACAACUUCAAACUUCAAACUUCAAAUCCAACCCUGAAUCCCUUAACGGCUUUGAAAAAUUAGAAAUGAAUUAGAGAAAGUCAUGGAUGAUGCAGAAAAUUUUCCCCUGUACUGUCAAAUUUCCAUUAU